Egretta garzetta (little egret) is the source of this 1853-nucleotide messenger RNA. It is a transcript of the gene DNAJC25, whose product is annotated as DnaJ heat shock protein family (Hsp40) member C25. Lineage: Eukaryota; Metazoa; Chordata; Aves; Pelecaniformes; Ardeidae. The record is from RefSeq and is a predicted model, not a curated record. The coding region runs from base 264 to 1037 and encodes 257 amino acids. Gene Ontology annotation, cellular component: endoplasmic reticulum membrane. Gene Ontology annotation, biological process: protein folding. The transcript is spliced from 3 exons.
AUAUGGAUUUCAGUUGCCCAUCUUUCUUUCAGUAUUAAAUGUCUUCACGCAGUGUGUGCUUAUGCAUUUAAGACCACAUAUGGCAGAUGUGUGUGGGCAGAUGAGUGUGAGAACAAAUUACUUGAGAAUAUGAGAAAAGGACCAAAGGUUUUCCUCUGUGCUUCAUACUCAGUCAAGCCACUGCAAAUUUUAUAGCAGCGUGGUCGUUAAUGAGAUGUAAAACACAGCUAUAACGGAGUAAGUGAGAACAGGAAUCUGAACCUAUGCAUGUUUUUUGUGUCAUCCUGCAGGAUGAAGAAACACGUAAAGACUAUGAUUACAUGUUGGAUCAUCCUGAAGAGUAUUACAGGCAUUAUUAUCACUACUACAGCAGGAGAUUGGCACCAAAAGUGGAUGUCAGAAUAGUGAUUCUAGUUACGGUGUGUGCCAUCUCCGUGUUUCAGUUCUUCAGCUGGUGGAGUAGUUACAAUGAAGCGAUCAACUACCUAGCUACAGUGCCAAAAUACCGCAUACAGGCUACUGAGAUUGCCAGGCAACAAGGUUUACUCAACAAGACUAAAGAAAAAGGCAAGAACAGGCGGUCUAAAGAAGAAAUUCGUGAAGAGGAGGAAGAAAUCAUCAAAGACAUUAUUAAAAAUAAAAUAGAUAUAAAAGGCGGUUAUCAGAAGCCCAAGAUAUAUGAUAUCCUUCUAUUUCAGAUCCUUCUCUUUCCUUUUUACUUGUGCAAAUACGUAGUUUGGUACGGUUGGUGGAUUUAUUGUUUCACUAUUAAAGGGCAAGAGUACGGUGUGGAAGAGAAGCUAUAUAUUAUACGAAGGUACAUGAAGAUGUCUCAAUCUCAGUUUGACAGCCUAGAAGAUCAUCAAAAAGAGACCUUUCUUGAACGGCAGCUAUGGAUCCGAGAAAACUAUGAGGUCUAUAAAAGAGAACAAGAGGAGGAGUUAAAGAAGAAGAUGGCCAUGGAUCCCCGAUGGAAGAGAUAUCGGAGGUGGAUGAAAAAUGAAGGACCCGGAAGACUGACUUUUAUUGAUGAUUGAAAGUUGUUGAACAAUAUGCAUGCUAAGGCUGAAAGCAAUUUGCAAAACUUUUCACUACAUCAUUCAGAGUUUUGUCUGCUGUGGCUCAGCAGUGAUCUAAAACUCAGGAAUUAUUAAAUCAGGCCGGGAAAAAAAAAAAAAAAAACAACCAGGUUUACCAUUUUUAUGAGUUGGACCUAUUAAACAGGCUCAGCUCAAUGUAUAUAUGCCAUUUACUUGGGGAUCUCAGUGUGGAAUUAAUUAUUCCAAACAAUGUAUUUUCUCUACAUAUUUCGUAUUCAUGGUCAGUGGAACCAUAACUUUAGCCUUUCUGAAAAUGUUUCUAGAUCAGUCCUUGAAAGUGCUGUUUUUCUCCUUUUUAAACUGAAGGGUUCUUGCAAAUGGACACUGAAGUGCUUAUAAAGGGUUCUGAAGCAAGGGCCGCUGUCUGUUUUCCUCUCUCUCCCCCCUACUUUCAAUCUAAUUUCUAAGAUGCCAAAUUGGUUUUUUGAUGUAGACAAUAUGGGGAUUAUACCGGACUUCUUCUUUUGCUAUUCCUGCUCCAUUUGGAAACGAAUUUUAUUCUUUGUGGGAAUAAAUGAUGCAUGAUUGAUCAUCAUUGUGAUGCAAACAAGCCUUAAUUCUUUGUUCUACAGAGUGAUUCAUGAAUAGUAUUGUUAGAUCUUUUGCGUUUGGUUUUUCAUCGUGUACAUUGGAUUGUACCUGCUUGUUCUGAACAAGUAUAGCAGUGAUUAUUAGUCUACUAAAUGUGACAUUUCUUUCACCAAAGUAUUGGUAAAAGGGAAAAUGACCCUUUUGUUAAAAGGGGCAAUUUUG